AUGCCUCCCGCACCAUACAUCUGCAUUCCCGGCGUCCCCAACUUCCGCGACAUAGGCGGCCACCCGCUCUCCGCCCAACCAACCAAGCAAGUCCGCCGCAACACCGUCUUCCGCUCCGGCCGCCCGACCCUGGUCCUCGACCGCGGCGUCAAGAAGCUCAAGAUGCUCGCCAUCUCGCACAUGUUUGACCUCCGCUCGCGGCAGGAACUCACGUCUGCGCGCUACGAUCCGGCGGGGAUGCUCUGGGCCGGCACGGAGCGGGUUGGCGUGCCCGUGUUUCGGCCGGAGGAGUAUUGUGAGGGCGCCGAUGGGCUGGUUGGGCGGUUUGAGAGGUUUGGGACGAGUGUUGAAGGCCCCCUCGAAUCCCUCACCCAAAUCCUCCUCUCCGCAACCCACCCGCAGAACCCAUCCCGCCCCUACGCCCGCAUCCUCCAACACCUCUCCUCCCCAUCCUUCUCUUCCACUUCCUCUCCGUCUUCGUCUCCUCCUCCUCUUCCCACCCGCCGCCAAGACCGCACCGCCGUCAUCUGCGCCCUCGUCCUCUCCCUCUGCGGCGUGAGCGACGACCUCGUCGCCCACGAAUACAGCCUCACAGACGUCGAACUCGCGUGCCACUACAAGUCGCUUGCUGACAAGGUCCAGGGACACCCCGCGUUUGCGGGCACGCGCGAGGAUGCCGAAGCUUUGGUUCUGUCUCGAAAGGAAAUCAUGCUCUGCUUCCUGAAGAAGCUGCGCCAAAAGCACGGCUCCAUCGAAAAGUGCGUCAUCAACCUCGGCUUGCUCGAGGCUGAUGGCAUCGCCCGCCUGAGGCGCAACAUGAUUGUCGAUGCCGCCAAGAACCAUUCCAUUGUCGCUGCUUGGGAUACUCUGGACUUGGAGUAG
This is a messenger RNA of Trichoderma citrinoviride, 882 nucleotides long. RefSeq lists its product as hypothetical. NCBI's taxonomy places the organism in Eukaryota, Fungi, Ascomycota, Sordariomycetes, Hypocreales, Hypocreaceae. Gene Ontology annotation, molecular function: phosphoprotein phosphatase activity. The record is from RefSeq and is a predicted model, not a curated record. Bases 1 to 882 code for a protein of 293 amino acids. The transcript is spliced from 5 exons.